AUGUUAGCUGUUCUUCUCAAUUCUUCUACCACAAAUCACCAUCUUACGAAGGAAAAGACCAUAUACUGUGUGCAUAUUUCAGGGUUCACUAAUUCUGGCAAAGGACCUGUGACUCUUUUACAAUCUUUCAACACUCCAAAAUAUGAAAAAGAGUUUGAAGGUUUUGUGACUGGCCUUUGCUUCAGCAUGAUGUUCAUUCUGUUUUUUGCACCCAUCACUUGUUCUCUGGUGCCUAAAAGGUUGAAAAUAUCACACUGGCCAAGUGUACCAAAUCCAAGAAACAGCAGUGCUAUCCAGGAUAUGGCAAGUACUAAAGCCAUUUCAAGAUCACUGCUUCAGGCCCUGCCAGACAAUGAUACCACCAGCCUUUAUGUCAUAGAGCAUGAGUCAAAGGCUCCUUUGAAGCGAGACCUCUUUACAGAUGAUGGAGAAGACAGCAAGUAUGACACUUGUCAGUCAGAAGAACCUAGGAAUAACAUAGACAUAAGCCUAAGGCACAAAGAAAUCCCUGAAAAAGCAGUUACAACCGAAAAGGAGGGAAUCAUUUCCAUUACAGUGCCACUCUUGAAUGACAACACCAACAUGGAGUUCAGCCAGAAAGUCUUUAUGAGUCUGACAGUGACGCUGCCUGCAAGAGCUGCUCAACCUCAUCUGGAAAUGGAACUAAGCAGUAAGCCAGCACAAACUAAGCAUCAGGGAUUUUUUUCUCCCCAAGACUACCUCAAGCAAAGCCAGUUGAUAUUUUUGCCAUCUGGACCAACUUUGAUGGGACAAGUAAAUUUGAACUGAAGCAUC
This is a messenger RNA of Falco peregrinus (peregrine falcon), 795 nucleotides long. RefSeq lists its product as uncharacterized. The record is from RefSeq and is a predicted model, not a curated record. NCBI's taxonomy places the organism in Eukaryota, Metazoa, Chordata, Aves, Falconiformes, Falconidae.